UAUUCUGAUGGUCACACUGAAGCAGACAACAUGUGAUAAACAAACUUUUGCGGUCGAUUUGAUUAAUUUUUUUCCAUAAACCCGAUUGAAUUAGAGAAUUGAUCAAAGCAGACAUCCCCCUAGAGCAGCACUGCGGACUGUAGACGAGCCCCAGUACAGUCAAAAUGCCUCGCCGCUACACCAAGAGACUGAAGCUGGAUAAACUGAACAACUCGGUCAACGAUCACAAGGCGACCAGCUCGAAAAGCAUCAGAGCGGAGUCGAAUUCCGCCAAGGAGUACGCGACCGAGGACGAUGGCGAGAUUAACUCCGACAACGAGGAUCAAGGGCGCAAGUCUGUAGACGAUGGCGAGGAUGCCUCCAAAGACGAGAUCAAAGGUACGCCUAACUGUCUGCGGUACGUGAUGGAGACGACGGCCCAUUUCGCCCACCCCUCGCUGAACAAGGGGCUCGCUGUAAAGCCGGACGAAGAGCUGCAGAUGUUUCCCAGCUGCAGAGAGUACGUGCCGGUGCCUGUGUUCGUGGCCAGCGACGGGCAGACGGCCUUCAUUGAGCCCUGCGUGCAGCGGCCACAGGCAUACGACGAUUAUAUGCACCAUCUGCUCUACCUAAGGGCCCAAUACGAGAAGCGCACCAAGAAAAUGAAACAGAGAGAGAAGAAGAAAAGUGUGGGGAUCUACGAUGCGCGCCUGUUUGACAUUGCAGAGCACAUAGUCUCGCAGGAGAACCGGUACUUCAUGGACAGCUACGACUACUACUACACGGGCGGCAACCUCCAGACAAUGAGCUACCACGGCAAGACCCUGGCCAUGCACGUGAGUGGCGACAAGCUGCGGAACCUGAACUUCUCCGAGGUGCAAGACGAGGCCUAUUUGUGGCAUCCACUGCACUCGGCUGUGCUGAAUGAAACGUCCAGCGAGCCCUUCCAGCUGCUGCCAUUGGAAAGCUUUCGCGUGAACCACGGCCACAUGUUUCUCUGCCGCUUCCUGAAGGAGAUUUCUAUCUACGAGCUGAAGGAGUCGGACUGGAGCGAGGAACUCGAGCUGGUCUGUCAGAGCAAGCACAGCAGCGAAGAUGUGCCCUUUAUCAGCGCCUCGCAGGCGGCGGGCAACGCCAACAUGUUGGCCCUUGCCUGCCAAGAUCGGACCGUGAGCUUCCUAGACAUCGUCACGCAGCAGGACAUCGAAAAGCACAAUGUAUGCAUGCUGAAAUCCUUCAACAAGCACUGCAGCACCUGGGCCCAGUUGCUACCCUCAGGGAGCAGCAGCUUCCACUACCUUUGCCAACCGAUGCUGAUUACUGUGGACGUGCGCAUCGACCAGCCGCUCAAUCCGUGCCACGCCAGCAGUGUCGAUAAGAAACAGUGCGAGACCUUCUCCUGCCUCGCCCGCAGCGCCAAUCCCAACCUGUUGUAUGUGGCCAGUAACCACAAGCUCCACUGCCUCGACAUGCGCUGUCUGGGCAAGAGGGUCUCCGACCGCGCCGUGCUCACCUGGACCCACCAGAUGACCUACCCGCCCACCUUCAUGGACACAUGCAUCCACGACGGCAGCGAGUACGUUGCCAUGAGCAGUCUUCUGCCCAGCGAUCAGCGCAUCUGCGAGCUGAAUGGAGCACUGGCCCAAAGCGUGCAGGAAAUGUCUUCCCCCACGAUUCCAUACAAACCCCUCACGAUGGAGGAGGGGCUGAUCGAUGCCCGACUGCAGGGCUACGUUGAUGUGUACGCGGAUCUUCCGGAGCGAGUCAAGGCUUGCGUCACGGGUCUGCGCUUUGACAAGCUGGAGAAGGAGAAUCCCGAUCAUGACUUUGCCCAGCUGCUGACCUCCAACAGCAUCGGGGAUGUAUUCAGCCAGCGGCUGACGGUACGAAACAAGGCGGAGUACAAGGAGUAUCGCACGGGUCUCCACAACAUACCGGCCAUCAGCUACUACGGCUACAAGGUCAACCAGUGCGUAAAGCCGCAGCCACUAAGGUGCACCGAGGUGCAGUCUACUCCCAUUCUAAGGGACAUCAUCAAGGCGGAAGCGCGGCGUGCUUCAAUGGAAGAAGAGAAGCCCGAAGAAAUCCCCAUCGAGUACGGCCUGGCGGAGUCGCAGGAAGAGAUCACUGCAUCCCAGGAGACAAACAGUUCAAAAGAGAAUGCUGAUCCAGCAGCAGCUGGAUCUCCAGAACCGCCCAAAGCGGACGAAAAGAAGAAAGCGAAGGAAGUCAGCCGUGGACCCUGGCAGAAGUCCGCCUACAAGCUGUCCAGCUACACGGACAUGUUGAGCACCCGCCUCCUGAGUGUGUGGGACAUGGACGACUACGACCACACCCGGGACGUGUAUGCCAGCAUGAUCAACGAGCAGCUGAAGGAAGAGAAGACGGAGACGAACGACCGCAUGGACGACUGGCUGAAUCAGCUCAAGCCGGAGGCCCCACCGACGGAAGACGACGACUCUCCCCUAGUGCCCGGCACAAACCUACCCAAACGCUAUGGGGUCACAACUGCGGACUACACCCUCAUCGAGUCGAUUUCAAUUGAAGACCCCGAUGUUCUGGUCAGCCCCAAGAAGGAAACGUAUGCGGACACCCUGGGGCCCAGUUCCAGUCAGCGACAAUACUCCAUUCUAGGCCCUGGGGAGUUAACGAUCAUCGAGCACGAUUUCGAGAAAACGCCCAUACUAAAGUUCGAACGCAAGUCUAAUCCAACGUCUGCCAAGAAACCCAAGACCGUGUACACCAAAGGAUUCUAGUUUCUGAACA
Drosophila pseudoobscura is the source of this 2745-nucleotide messenger RNA. It is a transcript of the gene TAF1C-like, whose product is annotated as TATA box-binding protein-associated factor RNA polymerase I subunit C-like. The record is from RefSeq and is a predicted model, not a curated record. The transcript has 2 exons. Gene Ontology annotation, molecular function: protein binding. NCBI's taxonomy places the organism in Eukaryota, Metazoa, Arthropoda, Insecta, Diptera, Drosophilidae. Bases 165 to 2735 code for a protein of 856 amino acids.